AUGGUUUCAAUAUCACAACGAAUUCAUCGACUACCGCGAAUUCAGAAAUAUGCUCUUUUAUUUAUUUUUCUAUUUACUGCAAUUUAUUGGAUGAGCGGCGAUUCUGUGAACAAAAUUUAUGUUCCUUUGAGAACUGACACGCAUACUUUUAUUCAUUCCGCGUAUUACUAUGAGGAUUCCAAAUCGUGAGUUUUUUUCCCUUUUUUUCCAAAAAAAAAACAUUUUUGAAACUACUCGACAUUCAAUAAAAUAGAAAUUUGAGUCUGAAUAAUAUUGUAUCAUUUUUUUGUCCAUGAAAUUUUUCUACAUAAAGUUAAAUAAACCGGGAGAAAAAACUGGAAAAAUAGAUUUAUGAAAAUAUAAACUAAAUUUCAGCCUGGGUAAAAAUGCAAUCGCAAUUGUGACAACAAUGGAUAAACGCUUUGUUUCUGAGUUGAGCGAUUACACAAUAAAUGUGAUUGGGUCGAAUUCGUCGGAUCAAAUGAUGACUAAAGCAACGCUCACUUCGUAAGUUUUUGAAAUUUAUAUUCAGUUUUAAAACAGAGAAAGAAGAACUACGCCAAUUUAAACAAUUUAGGUCAUUCAACAAUUUUCUGCUCCAGAAAAUGAAUAAAUUCUUUAGAUAUCUCUCAAAAAAUUUCCUAAUUUUUUCAGCGAACAUUACAUCAGAGAUAAAUGCGAAUAUAUGCAAGUUUUGGCGCAAACAAAUACUGUCGAUAAUUUGGAAAAACUAGAAAUUGAAGCAAAUGGUGUGAAAACUCUGAUUCCUAUCAAGAAACCAAAGAAAAAAGCUCCACAAUCAGUUGUGUUCUGUAUUUCUCCUCAAUUUGCCGCUGAACAAUGGCAAACAUUUUUGAUGCAAGUUCAUGUUGCCAAAAAGUUAGUUAACUCAUUUUAGUUACCCAUAUAACUCUUUAUAUUUUUUUUCAAGAUACGGUGCUCACUUACAUAUUUAUAUUGUUUCAAUGGUCGAUUCAUAUUUUGAAUUACUUCGAGAAUAUGAAAAACUUGGAUUAGUAACUCUUGAACCUUGGUUGACUAUUCGAUUUGCACAAACUAUGGGUGAAUAUUUGGAACCUAAUUCACAUGUUGAACUUCGAAAUCAAGCAGCAGCUCACACAGAUUGUUUAUUGAUGUAUAAAGAAGCUGCUGAUUUUGUUGGUGCCUUAGAUAUGGAUGACAUUUUGAUUCCAAAUGUUGGAUCUUAUCACGAAUUUUUCACCAGAGAAUAUGACGGAGAUUAUAAAUUAGCUGCAAUUAAUUUUAGAAAACAUGAUUAUGAAGUGAUCAAAGUUGGAAAUCCUGCAGAAACUACAAUUAGUGCAAUUCUCAGAUCAGCUAAAAAACUAGAAACCGCUGAUACUGGAAAAUCAUUUUUCUAUCCAGAUAGAUAUAAUUCAACUUGGCAUCACUUUUCGAGAGUUGCUUUGGGAGUUGUUCAAUAUCAUCCAGAAAAUCAAGCAGAACCAUAUAAAACACAUGUUAAAUGGAAUUGGAGUGGUAUUUUCCAUUUGAGAACAAUGAUUCAAGUUGGAACUGAAGUUUUACCUGAAAUUGAAAAGAAACCAAUUCCAAUGAUGCCUUGGAGUGAUAAAAUUCAUUAUAUCAGCGAAUACGAUCUUCAAGAUAUUGAUAGAGAUUUGAAGAAGUGAGUUUGUUUCAGUACUCCGUUCUUCUUUUAAUUAUAAUUUAAUUGAAUUAGAUUCAAAUUUGAGUUUUUUUGUUUUAAAAUGGAAUUACGCCAGGCUAUCACAUAUGACGUUUCAGAAACGGAAUGAAUCUUUGACCAAAAAAAUUGGGCGAGAAUUCACGGAUCUACCAGAUAAUCUGUAUAGAAGAAAAAAACACAUUUCUUUUUCUGCUUCGAAAAGUGCUAGAUUAGGGCGAAAAAAUCGAAAAAAGUAUGGAUGGGGCAAAAUAAACUUCAGAUUUUAUUUUUCAUUUGGUGGGAUGAUCUCAAGAAAAAAUUAUGAGCUUUUUUUUAAUUUUAUGAGUCUAAACAGGCCUAGGCCUGAAAAUCUAAGAUUUUAGCAUCUGAAAAACCCUUGGGUUGUUGUGGAUCUGAAAAUCCCACGUAGCAUGUCUUAGCGGAUUCGGUGUAAAUAUUUUGCGAAAAAAUUUCCACAGUAAAAUUAUUCUUUCACACGCAAAUGAUCGUUACAAUCUUUAUAAAUAAAGCUUGCUUUGUUUGAGAAAAAGUCAAAUAAUUCAUAAAUCAAGCUUUUCAAAAUCUCAUUCAAAAAUUUCCAGCACUCUUUCUCUUCCUCAAAUUGCUCCAAUCGCAGCUCGUCUUCCACGCGAAGAAUUCUACAUGCCAAUCGUUUUCCAAUGCUACAAUCAAUCAUUUUACCAUGCUCGAUCUUUGAAACAAUUAGAUCAACAACACACAUGUAUUAAUGCUUUUGAUUGUGAACUUCCACAACGAAAAGAUCUACCCUGUUAUCAUUCAUCAGCUGAUUAUCAAAGUGGUCCAGCUAUGAUUCCAAUUACUUUCCAUUGGGCAAAUAAUGCCACGUUUACAAAAGAUAUUGGAUGUUAUCAAUGA
This is a messenger RNA of Caenorhabditis angaria, 2545 nucleotides long. The record is from the annotation of a GenBank genome assembly. NCBI's taxonomy places the organism in Eukaryota, Metazoa, Nematoda, Chromadorea, Rhabditida, Rhabditidae.